Cylas formicarius (sweet potato weevil) is the source of this 3150-nucleotide messenger RNA. Its product is annotated as solute carrier family 12 member 9. Gene Ontology annotation, molecular function: potassium:chloride symporter activity. NCBI's taxonomy places the organism in Eukaryota, Metazoa, Arthropoda, Insecta, Coleoptera, Brentidae. Gene Ontology annotation, biological process: chloride ion homeostasis; potassium ion homeostasis; cell volume homeostasis. Gene Ontology annotation, cellular component: membrane. The record is from RefSeq and is a predicted model, not a curated record.
GAAUUUAUAUAAUUGUUUUAUGAAAGUUUUACUCUGCAUUUGCGCUAAAUUAAUGUCUAUGAUGGAAUCUAUUGCAAUACUGAUUUUAAUUUAUACCAUUAAGGUUAGAAGAAAGGAAAACAACAAUUUUUGCAUCUAUGAUUGACAGCCUUUUAUUUGAAUUAAAACUAACAAAAGUUUUAAGAUAUUUUUUAGGUAGCAACGUAAUGAAAUGAUACAAAAGGAUAAAAUGAUUCAGAUCAUUUAGUUUUUCAUUGAAAAUACGCUGUUUAGGGCGGGGCCAUGUUGGCACCUGAAAGUUCCACUAAUAAUACAGAAGAUAGGCCUCUUGUUUCUAAUUCCAUGAUAAGGAGAUUAACAGGAAUGUUUGGCAAGAAUUCGCAUCAAGCUUCUUCUAGCGACGGAGGGCCUGGUUAUGUCGAGUUUGGUUUAUUUAGUGAAGAAUCUAAUUUGAGAACUUUGGGAACCUUUGCUGGAGUUUUUGCCCCAGUUACUUUAUCAAUGUUUUCAGCUUUAAUUUUUCUUCGAAUGGGAUAUAUUGUUGGCAAUGAUGGAUUGUUGAUAACCCUGAUCCAGUUUGCUAUAGCAUAUGCUAUUCUGGUAUUUACUGUUAGCUCUGUGUGUGCCAUAUCAACCAACGGUGCUGUUGAAGGGGGUGGAGCAUAUUUUAUGAUAAGUAGGACUCUAGGACCUGAAUUGGGUGGCUCCAUAGGUACUUUGUUUUUCCUGGCCAACGUUGUGAGCAGUGCUCUGUGUAUAACUGGCUGUGUGGAAGGGCUUGUUGAAAAUUUUGGACCUUCAGGUUACUUUAUAAAAGGGAUAAUACCUGAUGGUUCAUGGUGGGAAUUUUUAUUCUGUUCUAUAUUAAAUGUUGUCAAUCUCAUAAUAUGUCUCAUUGGGGCAUCUAUGUUUGCAAAAACUUCCGUAUUUGUGUUGGCUAUUGUUUGUACUUGCUUGGGUAUCACAAUUUUUAGUUUUUUGUAUCAAGGACAUAUUGAGGUACCAAUACCCGACUCUAAUACCUUAGUGCAAAAUGCCACUUACCAUGUUAAUAUGACUUAUACAGGCUUAAGUUUACAGACAUUGCAGGAUAAUUUGUAUACCCACUAUGGGAAAGACUAUAUUGUCAAAGGGCAGGUUACAUUUGCUACAGUGUUUGGGGUGUUAUUUUCUGGGGUGACUGGAAUUAUGGCUGGUGCAAACAUGAGUGGAGAAUUAAAAAAUCCCUCUAAAUCAAUACCCAAAGGUACCUUAUCUGCGGUCACCUUCACAUUAAUUAUUUAUCUUAUUUUAUCUUUGUUAACUGCCCUGACCACCUCGACCGAACUAAUGCAAAACAACUAUCUGUACAUGGCGGGUGUCAGUGUUUUUCCACCAAGUGUAGCCGUAGGGUUACUCACCGCUACAUGGUCUGCGGCCCUUAGUAAUAUAAUUGGAGGUUCCAGAGUGCUGGAGGCCUUAGCCAAGGAUAAAGUAUUUGGUUCAUUAUUGAACUUCAUCCCGAGGGGUACAUGGAACGGCAACCCUGUAGCCGCGGUUUUAGCAUCUGCAUGCCUGGUUCAACUGGUUUUACUAAUUGGGUCUCUUAAUUUAAUCGCGCAAUUGAAUUCUGUACUAUUCCUGCUCAGUUAUUUGGCGACAAAUAUGGCCUGUUUGGGUCUUGAACUUGCGGGUGCUCCAAAUUUCCGUCCGUCAUACGCCUAUUUCACGUGGCAUACGGCCUUCAUUGGUCUUCUUGGCACCUUUACAAUGAUGUUUGUUAUAUCUCCAAUCUACGCCAUGUGCAGUUUGUUGUUAUGUCUGUUGUUGGUGAUGUUUUUGCAUUUGUUUUCACCGGCCAAAGGCGCUGAAUGGGGUAGCAUUUCUCAAGCACUUAUUUUUCAUCAGGUUAGGAAAUAUCUGUUGCUGUUGGAUUCAAGGAAAGAUCACGUAAAAUUCUGGAGACCACAAAUCCUUUUGCUGGUAAACAGUCCCAGAUCAGCAUGUCCGCUAAUUGAUUUCAUAAAUGACCUUAAAAAAGGUGGUCUGUAUGUUUUGGGCCACGUUAUAAAUGGGAACUUCAGCGAUGGUCCCGACUCUACUUUGGAUAUGACAUUACACUGGUUAAAUUUGAUAGACCAUUUGAAGGUGAAAGCCUUUGUCGAACUGACGGUGGCUCAGACGGUGCGCGAAGGAGUGCAGCAUUUAGUACGCCUCAGCGGCAUGGGUGCUAUGAAGCACACAGUCGUCAUUGGAUUCUUCGACCACCAAGAGCCCAUAGAUUUUUUACAGAGUGACGAUUCGGCAUAUAUAAGCCAAGAAUUCGAUAACGACGUCUUUCCACUCACUCAUUCCGGCGAUCUCGGGCUGGUCGAAUAUGUACAAAUGAUGAGAGACGUGUUGAGGUUGAACAAAAACCUCUGCCUGUGCCGUAAUUUUUGGAAAUUGAAGAAAGAUCCAAAAAUUGUAGGAAACAAAUCGUACAUCGAUGUGUGGCCUGUAAAUUUUCUGAACCCUGGUGAGCAGGACGCGUUCGAUAUAACCUCCCUGUUCAUGAUGCAGCUUGCAUGUAUUGUUAAUAUGGUCCCCUUGUGGAGCAAGUUAAAACUGAGAUUGUGUGUGGGUGACGAAACUACGAGCGGUUCGUUUACUCUAAAUUCUUCCGGUCAGAAUCAAUUGGAAAAGUUGCGAAACAUGCUCAAGCAGCUCAGGAUAUCAGCCGAGAUUUACCUUGUGCCGGAUUGGACUGGAGUAAUUGAAUCGCACAGUGCCAACGUGGAAAUAUUUAAUGCCAUGAUUCUUAAGCAAGUAGCGGAGACUGCAGUUACUUUUAUUUAUUUGCCAGCCCCACCUGAUAAUGACAUGGAUUUGGUCCCAUAUUAUAACAAACUGGAGUUAAUCUCACGAGAUCUUCCUCCAACCAUUUAUGUGCACGGGGUGAAAAUGGUCACAUCAACAACGCUAUAGGCGAUUUAAAACACUUUCUGCAAAUAUCUAGUACUCAUAAGUUAGAAUAGAGUUUGCAGAGUGUCAAAGAGAAUAGUAGAGGGAAAGAAUAAACAUAUAUUUUUUACAACUUGAACUCUAUUACGAAAAUUUGAAAACCAGAGAGUAAGUUUAUUACAUUUAGAACAAGCCUUAUCAAUAAUCUGUGAUUUAUACUAAUACUUU